UGCGGCGCCGGGACCGGCAGUGCGCGGCGCUCCCUGCGAGGCGGCGGCGAGCGGCCGCUGCCUGCGGCCAUGUCGGGCCGGGGCAAGUCCGGCGGCAAGGCGCGGGCCAAGGCCAAGUCGCGCUCGUCGCGGGCCGGGCUGCAGUUCCCCGUGGGGCGGGUGCACCGGCUGCUGCGCAAGGGGAACUACGCGGAGCGGGUGGGCGCCGGGGCGCCGGUGUACCUGGCGGCCGUGCUGGAGUACCUCUCGGCUGAGAUCCUGGAGCUGGCGGGCAACGCGGCCCGCGACAACAAGAAGACGCGCAUCAUCCCGCGGCACCUGCAGCUCGCCAUCCGCAACGACGAGGAGCUCAACAAGCUGCUGGGCGGCGUGACCAUCGCGCAGGGCGGUGUCCUGCCCAACAUCCAGGCCGUGCUGCUGCCCAAGAAGACACAGAGCUCCAAGAAGUGAGCGCUGCCCCCUCAGCCCCCCCACCCCGGCCCCCUUCUCACCACUGUCCCCCCUCCCCAUGGGGCUGGGGUUCCCUUUCCUAUCCCCCAGCCCGGGCAGGGUGCUGAGCCCCGGCAGCACCCUGCCAGACCCCCACUAGCCCCCAGCCCGGGCUGCGGCAGGGUGCUGGGGGAGGCCAGGCCCUGCGUGUGCCCCCAUCCUGCCCCUCUUCCCUCUGGAAGUCUGGAGGAGGCAGCUGGAUCCCAGCGUUCAGCAGCGGCAGCACCCGGAGCUGUAGGGUUGGGGCACGGUGCGGAGCUGCUGUGGGUGGUUGUGGCUGGCAGUGGGGUGGUCACAGGCACCCCCGGAUGUUUCCCCCCUCUGCCAGCACCGGGACUGUGCAGGCUCCCCCCCUGCUUCCCCUGCUCACCCCGGUGUGAGGCUGGGACUCGACGCUGCUGUCUCCCCCCCCACCCCCCCCCAGCCAUUCCCCCCCAGCCUCACUGCAGCCGGGAGGCAGGGGCUGGGGGUGUGAAAAGCAGGAAAAGUUUCUGGGCUGGCGAGAAGUGAGUGCUCAGCCCUGCUCCUGGUGAAGCUCGUGCAUCGCCCGCUGCCGACAAGCUCUGCUCCUAUUUAUUUUAUUGCCCCUUAUUUCGGGUCCCUCCCUGCAAAGUCACCUUCCCCAGCACCCCCAGGCGGGAGCCGCAGGGUCCCUUGCGCCGUGGGUGCUGCUGGGCUGGGGUGGAGGCUGCGGUGACAAAUCCCCUCGGAGAGCGUCGCAAGGUCAGGCGGGAGCGGGAGCUGCCAUCUUCUGCUGUGGCUCCAUCCCUGCCUCCCGCCGCCCUUCGCCUCGCCCGGAGCUCCCUGAGCCUGGCUCCGCUCCCGCAGUGACAUUCCCGUGUCUUUCCUUUCUGUUGGUUGGUUGUUCCGCACUAUUCCUGGUUCUGGGAAGUAAAGCAACGAUGAUCUCCGUUAACUGUAACCCUCCAUGGAUUAAUGGGUUUUAACCCCCCUGGAGUCUGUAUUGAGCCCAUUCCCGGCUGGUGCCGUGUCUGUUUCCCGGCUGUGUGGGCUCAGGGUGAGCAUGGGGCCGGUGUCCUGCCCAUGGCACCCGGGAUGGCUGGUGCAGAGGCAGUUUGCCCUGCUUGCAUGGGGGCCAAUCCUCGUGUGCAUGCAUCAGUGUCGGGCGAUUGGAACCUCACAAUGUGUUUUUUAAGUAAACAGCAAGAAUGAGCAUUCUCCUUAUGUGCUGUAAGUAGCAUGUGUUCAACCUCUGAAUCCGCUGUUAAAUCCUGUGAUGAAGUAACUUGCCCUGGCUCCACGUUUGUUAUUAUAGAGUAGCUGAACCUGGUGCUUCUCAGUGGGUUUAUGAAGGGGUUUUCACUCCCGUGUGGAAUAUGUUGUGCUGAUGCGGGUGCAGAUGUGUCCCCUGGUAUGCCCUGACCUUGGUGGGGUAGGGGGUGGCCAGCACGGACCCCAGGAUCCCUCUUCCCCCUGGAAGUGACUGCUGCUGUGGUGAAAUGGGGUAUAGGGUUUCCCAGAGCAGAGGUCGAUGUGUCUGUAUCCCAGUGUCUUGUUCUGUCCCCCUCGUUCCCCCCAGGCCCAUGUUCUGUACAACCUGAGUGCUUUGUACCUCUUACAGCAAAUGCAGACUUGUGAUACUGGAAAGAACAGUGCAAACCCCGUGUCUGAUUAAACUGGUUCCCUCUUGAA
Melopsittacus undulatus (budgerigar) is the source of this 2142-nucleotide messenger RNA. RefSeq names its product histone H2A type 2-B. Gene Ontology annotation, biological process: heterochromatin formation. The transcript is spliced from 2 exons. Lineage: Eukaryota; Metazoa; Chordata; Aves; Psittaciformes; Psittaculidae. Gene Ontology annotation, molecular function: structural constituent of chromatin; DNA binding; protein heterodimerization activity. The record is from RefSeq and is a predicted model, not a curated record. The coding region runs from base 70 to 450 and encodes 126 amino acids. Gene Ontology annotation, cellular component: chromatin; nucleosome.